AUGCUGAUGCCCACCGCUUCUGAAUACAUACCAUCAAAGACUCCUGCUUGGGAUCCGUCCUCUCGUACUCUGGCCCUUUCAUCUCUAGGUCCACCUUCCAUGGUGUCUGCUGCCUCUAUUCCUAUGGAAGACCGUGAUAUGUCUUGGCUAAAAGACCCUCAUUUCGAACGUGUUCGUGCAAAGCUCCUAGAGAAGAACACUGUUAACUGGAAGGCGCUCGAAUUUGUUUCUGUGUCUGGUGAUCAAGUCCAUGUCAAGGACCUGCAACUCCGAGGAGAACGUACCAUCAACAUUGCCAACCUGCAACCUGUGGUUCCCGAUAUGACAGGCGACUUUGUUACAGUCACUGCGGGCCCCAUGGCAGGGAAAAUAUUCAAAAUAACCCAAGAAGAAUAUGAUCGACUCACAAGAAACGUGGAAAGGGCGGGAGUGCUGGAAAAGGAGAAUUCGUCCCUCAGAAAGGAAAACCGGGAACAGCGGGCGAGACUCUUGGAAGAAGACGAUGAUGUGGGGAAACCUCUGCCUCAUCCAGAAGGUCGACGAGGCAGGAAAGACAGUGGCUUCGCUCUCAAUAAUGUUUUGGCCUUCGAGACAGUUGAGCAGGUUAACACGGUGAAAGGAAUGUGUCGCGUGUACGCCUCCGUGUUCCUCAAUCUCACCAAGACGUGGUCCAAACAGAACCACAAAAAUAAGGAGGCUAUGAUGCGAGCGUUGAUGAACAACUACCCAGUUUACCGACAAUACAAAGAGGGAUGGGUGAUCAAGGAGAUACUGAUGGAGUAUCUGGAGAACAAAGCUUCGGGUUAUAGGCAAUACUACAAAGACAUGCCUACUGAAGUACACUAUCUCGAAGAGGCCUGUGCUUAUUGUUUAGGCAAGGGUGGCGAUGACAAAGCUACCAAGAGCCAGAAAGGCAAAAAGAAGAAGAAAAGGACCUCGAGAAGAGGCGAGGACAGCGAGGAUUGUGAGAUGCCCGAGAUCAAUCAUGAACGCGCAAGGCCGACCACGGUUGACCCUCCUAAACCCAGAGCCAAGUCCUCCAAGACGAAAGAGCGGAAACUGGCUCCCACCCAGUAUGCCAUUGAUGCCGGAUGCACAGCUCGCAAUGCUCAAGAUGCACCGGAGGCUGCCACUUCUGCUGCUUGCCAGGCGACAGGAGCCUCGAAUCCAGGUUCUGCUCCUCGCCAGGCCACCGGGACUCCUCGACCUGGUGCUGCUUCCACUCCUUGCAACACCGCCGCCCCAAGGCCUGUCGCCGUCUCAGAGCCUGCUGCCAUCUCAAAGCCUGUCGCUGCCCCUAGGCCUGUCGCCGUCUCAAAGCCCGCUGCCGUCUCAGAGCCUGCUGCCAUCUCAAAGCCUGUCGCUGCCCCUAGGCCUGUCGCCGUCUCAAAGCCCGCUGCCGUCUCAGAGCCUGCCGCCAUCUCAAAGCCUGUCGCCGCCCUGAGGCCUGUCGCUGCCUCAAAGCCUGCCCCCGUCCCAAAGCCUGUCGCUGCAUCCAGCGCUCCGACGCCUUUACCGCCUGAUAACGCACCAAAUUCAGUGCCCACUUCAGACUGGCUCAAAGCACCUGAGGAAGCAUGUUUCAAUGAGAUCUACGUGCAAACCCCUCCCUUUGCGACAAUCACAAACAGGACAAGGCCCUCGGCGCCCUCGGUGACCGAGAAAGUCCAGGCCACCUCCGAAGCCAUGGCCACACCGCCUAUUGACCGCGUGACAGAAUCUGAUGGGCCUGGGGCCGUGAAGACAAAGAGCGCGUCCGGCAAGGGCAAGUCACUUCGGAACGCGGCGCCUCCACCGGCGAUGCGCACCACUUGUUCACAUGCUGCGCAAAAAAGAAAGAGUGAUGAUUCACAAGAAUCGAGCAGGCCUCCAGCGAAGAAACAGUGCAUGGACAUUCAGAGGUGCCCCCACGACGGGUGUGUGAGCAUUCCCGUGGACGGACUCACCCAAAAAUUAAAGCGGACGCUGGAUAAACUCAUCAACGGCGCCAACCUCACCCCGGAGCACAGAGACAAACUGAAUGUGCAAGUUCAUGACGAACUCAGAGCGGCUGUCGCAAAUAUGGCCCAGGAGUUGGACUGGCCCCUGAAUGUUGACUUCAAAUCUCUUCCGGAUCGUUUAACAGAUCUGGAGGAACAGAUUUUUGGGCUAACUGACAAUGAGAUUGUCUUGGAUCUCUGCUACCUGUGGUUGUCGCUCGUCAAAUCAUUGCAAAAGGCAGGCGCAAACGCCGAGGAUCUGUCCCACUGGGAAGAUAAGAGGCUGUAUGACAUGAUGCGUGCCAACCUGCACGCCAGCUAUUACGGGCCCAUGUCAAUGAAGAUCAUCGAGGACUGGUUUGUCAAAACAUACCCGCAAGAUACCACGGAGCCAAAAAUCGCGCGUAUAAUGGCUGAUGUCGUCCUAGAGAAGAUGAUCGGACCGCUGGAAACCUGGUGGACUGGCAUGCAGGGAUGGACACUCACUUAUCGCCAAUUCCUGGACCUCGUCGCCAUUCCUGGGAUCGCCAAUAUUCUCAUUGAGGACGAUACGGGACUAACCCCAUUCGAGGUGGAAAAGUUGCGCCAGGACAGUUACUCAUAUGGAGUUAUGUUCCACCGCGUAACCGCCAUUCAUACCGUGGCAUACAACACACCAAAGGACGCACCGAGGACUGGCGAACCGUUGCGAUUGAGCAGGAAGAAGGUGAGUGUUGCUACCUGCCUUCUCGAGAAGCUUUUCCAAUGCGCCUCAGACAAGCUUGCCAUCAUGAGAUUACCCCGGAUGUGCCGGUACGCAUCGAGCUGUCUACCCGGGACAGCGCUCAAUUUCACUGCAGGUGGCACAUGGCUCGAAGGCGACAUCACAAGGCCGCCUAAUUUCGUGGCAGACGGUGCGCAGCUCAAAAGGCGGUAUCACGAAAUACACAAAAUUCACCACAUGGGAGAAUCAGGGAUUAGAACGGUAUUCACAGCGCAGGAAAUUUCGCAGUAUCAUGGAUUCAAGGUUUAG
This is a messenger RNA of Cyclocybe aegerita, 2991 nucleotides long. Lineage: Eukaryota; Fungi; Basidiomycota; Agaricomycetes; Agaricales; Hemipholiotaceae. The record is from the annotation of a GenBank genome assembly.